Molecule: messenger RNA, 2011 nt
Organism: Pteronotus mesoamericanus
Lineage: Eukaryota; Metazoa; Chordata; Mammalia; Chiroptera; Mormoopidae
Gene: ZNF792
Product: zinc finger protein 792
Exons: 4
Coding region: 101-2011 (636 amino acids)
Biological process (GO): regulation of transcription by RNA polymerase II
Cellular component (GO): nucleus
Molecular function (GO): RNA polymerase II cis-regulatory region sequence-specific DNA binding; DNA-binding transcription factor activity, RNA polymerase II-specific
Source: RefSeq, a predicted model, not a curated record
GUUAAGAGCGCGACCCGCAGCCCAGGUCACACCUCGCCCAGAGCAAGGCAAGGCAGGCGGUGGGCUGAGCCCGCCACACCCGCCUCGGUCACCCGCCUUUAUGGCGGCGGCGACCGGGCUGAGGGACCCGGCGCAGGACUGUGUGACCUUUGAGGAUGUGACCAUCUACUUCUCCCAGGAGGAGUGGGGACUUCUUGAUGAGGCUCAGAGACUCCUGUACUGCGAUGUCAUGCUGGAGAACUUUGCACUUAUCGCUUCUCUGGGACUUACAUCUUUCAGGUCUCAUGUAGUUGCCCAGCUGGAAAUGGGGGCAGAGCCCUGGGUGCCUGACAGAUUGGACAUGACUUCAGCCAUGGCAAGAGGGGCAUAUAAUGGGCCUGGCUCUGAUGUCCGCCAUGGAACAGAGGGUGACAAAUCACCUUCUGAGCAUAGUGUUUCUGUAGGAGUGUCACAGGACAGGAAUCCCAAGACAGCUCCAUCCAUCAAGAAGGACUACCUCUCUGACAUGUGUGACCUACACUUGAAAGACAUUUUGCACCUGGCUGAACACCAGGAAACACAUCCCAGGCAGAAACCAUAUGUGUGUGAGGCAAAUGGGAGAAAGUUUGAGUUCAUUGCAAACCUUCACCAGCAAAAGAUGCAGCAGGACAAAGACAAGUCUAUCAGAAGGCAAGAAGGUAGGGCCUUGCUUAUGAAGAGUUGGAGAGAUGAGACAUCUGAGAAACCUUUCACUUUCAGGGAGGGUGGGAAGGACUUUGUAGCCAGAUCUGGCUUUCUCCAGCAUCAGGUCACUCACAGUGUGAAGGAGCCACACCAGGGAACCAGAGGUGUGGAUGGUUUUCACACUGUCCAAGGCUGUAACAGGUACAGUGAGUUUGGGAAUGCAUUCAGUGACAAACCUACACUUGCUCAGCACCAGAGAACCCACACUGCCGAAAGACCUUAUGAGUGCAGCAAAUGUGGGAUAUUCUUUAGCCACACCACUGGCCUUUUUCAGCACCAGAGGGAUCACAAUAGAGGAAAGCCUUAUGAGUGCUGUGAAUGUGGAAAAUUCUUUAGCCAACACUCCAGUCUCAUUAAACAUCAGAGAGUUCACACUGGUGAAAGUCCUCAUGUAUGUAGUGAAUGUGGGAAAUUCUUUAGCAGAAGCUCCAAUCUCAUUCAACAUAAGAGGGUUCACACUGGAGAAAAACCUUACAAGUGCAAUGAAUGUGGGAAAUUCUUUAGCCAACGCUCCAACCUCAUUCAUCAUAAGAGGGUUCAUACUGGUAAAAGUGCUCAUGAGUGUAGUGAAUGUGGGAAAUCUUUCAAUUGUAACUCCAGCCUAAUUAAACAUUGGAGAGUUCACACUGGAGAACGACCCUAUAAAUGCAAUGAAUGUGGAAAAUUCUUUAGUCACAUUGCUAGUCUCAUUCAACAUCAAAUAGUUCACACUGGUGAACGGCCUUACGGAUGCAGUGAGUGUGGGAAAGCCUUCAGUCGAAGCUCUGACCUCAUGAAACAUCAGAGAGUCCACACUGGUGAGCGGCCUUAUCAGUGCCCUGAAUGUGGGAAAUCAUUCAGCCAAAGCUCCAGCCUCAAUAGCCAUCGGAGACUUCACACUGGUGAGCGGCCUUAUCAGUGUCCAGAAUGUGGGAAAUUCUUUAACCAAAGUUCCAGCCUCAGUAAUCAUCGGAGACUUCACACUGGUGAGCGGCCUUAUGAAUGCCUUGAAUGUGGGAAAACCUUCAGACAAAGGUCUAAUCUGAGGCAACACCAGAAAGUUCACAAACCAGAUAGGCCAUAUAAGUGCAGUGAAUGUGAAAAAGCCUUUAGCCAAAGGCCUACCCUCAUUCGGCAUGAGAAAAUUCACACUAGAGAAAGGAGUACCGAGAAUGUGCUUCCUCCUUCGGCACAACAGUGCACACUAGAGAUAAGCUCUGAGAGUGGUCUUUAUGAGGGAGCCAUCAGCCAAAAGUUGGACCUUGUUCAUCCAAAUAUUCACCCUAGGGAGAUUCCCUAUGAAUGCUAG